AACCAUGAAUAAUUCUCUUCUAUCUUGGAAUUUCGCUUCUUUAUUGUUCUUAUUUCUUUUCAUGUUUGGGUCAUCAUCAGCAAGAACUCUGUCAUCCUUAUCUUCGCCAUCUUCUUCUUCUUCUUCAUAUUUUCGGAUUAACAGUUCUAUGGUGGAAUUUGAUGGUUACAGUGGAAUAUCAGAUUUUCGGGUACUGAACAGAAGAUCUUUAUUGAGUUGUGGUGAUCCAAAUAAAUAUCUUCAAAUCAAUAUCAGUUCAGUUGCAGCAGGGUCCGGACUUUCGAAUGAUCAGUAUGUAACUGUCACUGUUAGUGGGGUUUUGGUACCUGCAUCUUCUGAUUGGGUUGCCAUGAUCUCACCUUCUUACUCCAAUGUCACAGAUUGUCCUCUGAAUGAGGCAAUGUACCUUCAGACUGGAGAUACUAGUAGCCUUCCUCUUCUCUGCCAUUAUCCUGUAAAGGCUCAAUACGUGAGCAAAGAUCCAAAUUAUCUUGGUUGCAAAACGAGCGUAUGCCAGAAGCACAUUGCUGGCGUAUGUGUAGUGAAAACAUGCAAUGCUUCAUUAACAUUUCAUGUCGUUAACAUCAGAACUGAUAUAGAGUUUGUGUUCUUCGCUGGGGGAUUUGAUACUCCUUGCAUUUUAAAAAGAACAGACCCUGUGAACUUUGCUAAUCCAAAUACCCCUUUGUAUGGCCAUCUCUCAAGCGUGGAUUCAACUGGACAAUUGAUGAGAUUAACAUGGGUGAGUGGAGACCAAAAUCCUCAACAAGUUCAAUUUGGGAAUGGAAAUUCACAAACAUCAGCAGUUACUACUUUUACACAAAAUGAUAUGUGCAGUAGCAAAAUACGAAGCCCGGCCAAAGAUUUUGGAUGGCAUGACCCUGGCUACAUUCAUACUGCUCUCAUGACCGGACUUCAACCUUCAACAAGUUACUCCUAUAGAUAUGGAAGUGAUUCAGUCGGCUGGAGUGAUCAAAUUAAAUUUUCGACACCACCUGCAGGAGGAUCAGCUGAGCUCAGAUUCAUUUCAUUUGGGGACAUGGGAAAGGCUCCCCUUGAUGCCUCUGUUGAGCACUACAUUCAGCCAGGAUCAAUAGCAGUGACAGAUGCCAUGGCCAAAGAAGUUGCAUCAGGCAAUGUAGACUCCAUUUUUCACAUUGGAGACAUCAGCUAUGCAACAGGCUUCUUAGUAGAAUGGGAUUUCUUCCUUCACCAAAUUAGUGCUCUAGCAUCUCAUGUUUCCUACAUGACUGCAAUUGGCAACCAUGAGAGAGAUUAUAUCGACUCCGGAUCAGUCUACAAUACUCCGGACUCAGGUGGAGAAUGUGGAGUAGCUUAUGAGACCUAUUUUCCUAUGCCUACUAUUGCUAAGGACAAGCCAUGGUACUCCAUAGAACAAGGGCCAGUUCAUUUCACUGUCAUUUCUACAGAGCAUAAUUGGAGCUCAAACUCAGAACAGUACAAAUGGAUGGAAAUGGACAUGGGUUCGGUUAACCGAUCAAGGACUCCUUGGUUAAUUUUCACAGGACACAGACCAAUGUAUUCUUCCAAAAAAGCUGGAAUACUUGCAAGUGUAGAUCCAGAUUUUGUAUCAGCUGUAGAGCCUUUACUAAUGAACUACAAGGUGGAUCUAGUUCUCUGGGGCCAUGUCCAUAACUAUGAAAGAACAUGUGCCGUUUAUCAAAAGAACUGUAAGGCCAUGCCUAAAAAAGAUGCAAAUGGGAUUGAUACAUAUAAUAAUACAAAUUACAGUGCUCCAGUUCAUGCAGUUAUUGGUAUGGCAGGAUUCACACUGGAACCGUUCCCAACUAAUGGUACUGCUAGUUGGAGCUUAGUUAGGAUUUCUGAAUUUGGAUAUGUAAGAUUCCAUGCAACAGUGCAAGAUUUAGGUGCUGAGUUUGUCAGUACAAACACCAUGAAGGUUGAGGAUCGCUUCCGCAUCAUCAAAAACUGAGAAUAUUGGGCUUAUGUGCAUGUGUAUGUGCAUGUGUAUGUGUGUGUGAGAGUGAGGGGGAAAGAGGUGAUACAUUUAUUGUCUUUUAUUUUGGUAGUGAUACAUUUAGUGUCAUGCUGCAAAUAAAAUUUAUAAAUUUAUAGUUUCAAUUAAAAUCUAUUGUAAACCA
Macadamia integrifolia is the source of this 2123-nucleotide messenger RNA. RefSeq names its product probable inactive purple acid phosphatase 27. The transcript has 12 exons. The record is from RefSeq and is a predicted model, not a curated record. NCBI's taxonomy places the organism in Eukaryota, Viridiplantae, Streptophyta, Magnoliopsida, Proteales, Proteaceae. Gene Ontology annotation, molecular function: acid phosphatase activity; metal ion binding. The coding region runs from base 5 to 1954 and encodes 649 amino acids.